Molecule: messenger RNA, 984 nt
Organism: Endocarpon pusillum Z07020
Lineage: Eukaryota; Fungi; Ascomycota; Eurotiomycetes; Verrucariales; Verrucariaceae
Exons: 1
Coding region: 1-984 (327 amino acids)
Biological process (GO): positive regulation of DNA-templated transcription, elongation; regulation of transcription by RNA polymerase II
Cellular component (GO): cyclin/CDK positive transcription elongation factor complex; nucleus
Molecular function (GO): cyclin-dependent protein serine/threonine kinase activator activity
Source: RefSeq, a predicted model, not a curated record
AUGUCACCCAUUGACUCUGUAGCGAUCCCUUCCAACGAAGUCCUACUUCGCGCUCAAUCACAAUGGCUAUUCACAUCAGCAGAGCUUCUCCGUACUCCCAGUAUCCUCGAUGGCCUUUCACCAGCCCAAGAACACUCCAACCGAUCAAAAGGGGUCAAUUUCAUCACGCAAGUGGGCAUCCUGCUGAAGCUACCCCAAAUCACCCUUGCGACAGCUUCGGUGUAUCUACAUCGCUUCUAUGUCCGUCAUUCGAUGGUUGAUCUACCCUCACGACCAGGCCUCCAUCACUACGCUAUCGCCGCUACUUCCCUCUUUCUUGCUACAAAGGUCGAAGAGAAUUGUCGGAAGAUGAAAGAGCUGGUGGUUGCUUGCUGUCGAGUGGCUCAGAAGCAACCAAAUCUGGUAGUGGAUGAGCAGAACAAAGAGUACUGGCGAUGGCGAGAUACCAUCCUAGUCAACGAAGACCUCCUUCUAGAAUCCUUAUGCUUUGAUCUCCAGCUCGAACACCCUCACCGGCUUCUCUUCGACAUCUUGUGCUACUACAAUGUUCAGGAUAACAAGCAUCUUCGCAACGCAGCCUGGGCUUUCGUCAAUGAUUCAAAUCUUACCACGCUCUGUUUGCUAUUUCCGGCAAGGACGAUUGCCGCCGCAGCUCUAUACGCCGCAGCCAAGCACACCGAUGUAGCUUUUCCUGAUGAUGAAUGGGGCCGACCAUGGUGGGAGCAAUUAAGUCUUGAUAUUGUGGAGUUGAGGAAAGCGUGCUCAGUUUUGGCAGAAGCGUAUGAAGAGAAUCCGCUCCCGAGGCAGGGAGAAAAAGGGUUAUAUGCUAGAGAAGAAGACGACAUCGAUGAAAAUGGUGCCAAGACAAGGUCAUCCCCUCUUACUACCACCACCACCACCACCAAUGGCAAUGUUCAGUCAAGGGCCCUGGAGGAGGAGAGACCUGUGAGUAUGAGCGAAGGUAGUGAGGAGGGGGAAGUGUGA